CCUCGCAGUUCCAUCUACCUCGCGGGUGCCUCUGGUGUCCCCAGAGGUCUCCGACCCCAGCCCGCCCCCAGCCCUCCCGCCCAGCCCGCAGCCCCCUCCCUCUAUUCUCCAACCUCAGCCCCUGGCCCUCGGACCUCGACAUCAUGGGUGACGCAGAAGGCGAGGACGAGGUCCAGUUCCUGCGAACAGAUGAUGAGGUGGUCCUGCAGUGCAGUGCCACCGUGCUCAAGGAGCAUCUCAAGCUCUGCCUGGCCGCCGAGGGCUUUGGCAACCGCCUGUGCUUCCUGGAGCCCACCAGCAACGCCCAGAAUGUGCCCCCCGAUCUGGCCAUCUGUUGCUUCGUCCUGGAGCAGUCCCUGUCUGUGCGAGCCCUGCAGGAGAUGCUGGCCAACACGGUGGAGGCUGGCGUGGAGUCAUCCCAGGGCGGGGGACACAGGACACUCCUGUAUGGCCAUGCCAUCCUCCUCCGGCACGCGCACAGCCGCAUGUAUCUGAGCUGCCUCACCACCUCUCGCUCUAUGACCGACAAGCUGGCCUUUGACGUGGGACUGCAGGAGGAUGCAACAGGAGAGGCCUGCUGGUGGACCAUGCACCCAGCUUCCAAGCAGAGGUCUGAAGGAGAAAAGGUCCGUGUUGGGGAUGACAUCAUCCUAGUCAGUGUCUCCUCUGAGAGAUACCUGCACCUGUCGACCGCGAGUGGGGAGCUCCAGGUUGACGCUUCCUUCAUGCAGACACUGUGGAAUAUGAACCCCAUCUGCUCCCGCUGCGAAGAGGGCUUUGUGACAGGAGGUCACGUCCUUCGCCUCUUUCAUGGACAUAUGGAUGAGUGUCUGACCAUUUCCCCUGCUGACAGUGAUGACCAGCGCAGACUUGUCUACUAUGAAGGGGGAGCUGUGUGCACCCACGCCCGCUCCCUCUGGAGGCUGGAGCCGCUGAGAAUCAGCUGGAGUGGGAGCCACCUGCGCUGGGGCCAGCCACUCCGAGUCCGGCAUGUCACCACUGGGCGGUACCUGGCGCUCACCGAGGACCAAGGCCUGGUGGUGGUUGACGCCAGCAAGGCCCACACCAAGGCUACCUCCUUCUGCUUCCGCAUCUCCAAGGAGAAGCUGGAUAUGGCCCCCAAGCGGGACGUGGAGGGCAUGGGCUCCCCUGAGAUCAAGUACGGGGAGUCACUGUGCUUCGUGCAGCAUGUGGCCUCAGGACUGUGGCUAACCUAUGCUGCCCCGGACCCCAAGGCCCUGCGGCUCGGCGUGCUCAAGAAGAAGGCCAUGCUGCACCAGGAGGGCCACAUGGAUGACGCACUGUCCCUGACCCGCUGCCAGCAGGAGGAGUCCCAGGCUGCCCGCAUGAUCUACAGCACCAAUGGCUUGUACAACCAGUUCAUCAAGAGCCUGGACAGCUUCAGCGGGAAGCCACGAGGCUCGGGGCCGCCGGCUGGCACGGCGCUGCCCAUCGAGGGCGUUAUCCUGAGCCUGCAGGACCUCAUCAUCUACUUUGAGCCGCCCUCCGAGGACUUGAAGCACGAGGAGAAGCAGAGCAAGCUGCGUAGCCUGCGCAACCGCCAGAGCCUCUUCCAGGAGGAGGGGAUGCUCUCCCUGGUCCUGAAUUGCAUUGACCGCUUAAAUGUCUACACCACCGCUGCCCACUUUGCCGAGUUUGCAGGGGAGGAGGCAGCCGAGUCCUGGAAAGAGAUUGUGAAUCUUCUCUAUGAACUCCUGGCCUCUCUGAUCCGUGGCAACCGUAGCAACUGUGCCCUCUUCUCCACAAACUUGGACUGGCUAGUCAGCAAGCUGGAUCGGCUGGAGGCCUCGUCUGGCAUCCUGGAGGUUCUGUACUGUGUCCUCAUUGAGAGUCCGGAGGUUCUGAACAUCAUCCAGGAGAAUCACAUCAAGUCCAUCAUCUCCCUCCUGGACAAGCAUGGGAGGAACCACAAGGUCCUGGACGUGCUAUGCUCCCUGUGUGUGUGCAAUGGCGUGGCUGUUCGCUCCAACCAAGAUCUUAUUACUGAGAACUUGCUGCCUGGCCGUGAGCUGCUGCUGCAGACAAACCUCAUCAACUAUGUCACCAGCAUCCGCCCCAACAUCUUUGUGGGCCGAGCAGAGGGCACCACGCAGUACAGCAAAUGGUACUUUGAGGUGAUGGUGGACGAGGUGAUUCCAUUUCUGACAGCUCAGCCUACCCACUUGCGGGUGGGCUGGGCCCUCACCGAGGGCUACAGCCCCUACCCUGGGGGCGGCGAGGGCUGGGGCGGCAACGGGGUCGGCGAUGACCUCUACUCCUACGGCUUUGAUGGACUGCAUCUCUGGACAGGACACGUGUCACGCCCGGUGACUUCCCCAGGGCAGCACCUCCUGGCCCCUGAAGACGUGGUCAGCUGCUGCCUGGACCUCAGCGUGCCGUCCAUCUCCUUCCGCAUCAAUGGCUGUCCCGUGCAGGGCGUCUUUGAAUCCUUCAACCUGGACGGGCUCUUCUUCCCUGUUGUCAGCUUCUCAGCUGGUGUCAAGGUGCGGUUCCUCCUUGGUGGCCGCCAUGGUGAAUUCAAGUUCCUGCCCCCACCUGGCUAUGCCCCGUGCCAUGAAGCUGUGCUCCCUCGAAAGCGACUCCAUCUUGAACCCAUCAAGGAGUAUCGACGGGAGGGGCCCCGGGGGCCUCACCUGGUGGGCCCCAGUCGCUGCCUCUCACACAUCGACUUUGUGCCCUGCCCUGUGGACACUGUCCAGAUUGUCCUGCCGCCCCAUCUGGAGCGCAUUCGGGAGAAGCUGGCAGAGAACAUCCAUGAGCUCUGGGCGCUGACCCGCAUUGAGCAGGGAUGGACCUACGGCCCGGUUCGGGAUGACAACAAGAGGCUGCACCCAUGUCUUGUGGACUUCCACAGCCUUCCAGAGCCUGAGAGGAACUACAACCUACAGAUGUCAGGGGAGACGCUCAAGACUCUGCUGGCUUUGGGCUGCCAUGUGGGCAUGGCGGACGAGAAGGCAGAGGACAACCUGAAGAAGACAAAACUCCCCAAGACGUAUAUGAUGAGCAACGGGUACAAGCCGGCUCCGCUGGACCUGAGCCACGUGCGGCUGACGCCGGCGCAGACGACGCUGGUGGACCGUCUGGCAGAAAAUGGGCACAACGUGUGGGCCCGAGACCGAGUGGGCCAAGGCUGGAGCUACAGCGCGGUGCAGGACAUCCCCGCGCGCCGAAACCCUCGGCUGGUGCCCUACCGCCUGCUGGAUGAGGCCACCAAGCGCAGCAAUCGGGACAGCCUCUGCCAGGCCGUGCGAACCCUGCUGGGCUACGGCUACAACAUCGAGCCGCCUGACCAGGAGCCCAGUCAGGCGGAGAACCAGUCUCGCUGGGACCGGGUGCGUAUCUUCCGGGCGGAGAAAUCCUAUGCAGUGCAGAGCGGCCGCUGGUACUUCGAGUUUGAGGCAGUGACCACAGGCGAGAUGCGAGUGGGCUGGGCGAGGCCCGAGCUGAGGCCUGACGUAGAGCUGGGAGCUGACGAGCUGGCCUAUGUCUUCAAUGGGCACCGCGGCCAGCGCUGGCACUUGGGCAGUGAACCAUUUGGGCGCCCCUGGCAGCCGGGCGAUGUCGUUGGCUGCAUGAUCGAUCUCACAGAGAACACCAUUAUCUUCACCCUCAAUGGCGAGGUCCUCAUGUCUGACUCAGGCUCCGAAACAGCCUUCCGAGAGAUUGAGAUCGGGGACGGCUUCCUGCCUGUCUGCAGCUUGGGACCUGGCCAGGUGGGUCACCUGAACCUGGGCCAGGACGUGAGCUCCCUGCGGUUCUUUGCCAUCUGUGGCCUCCAGGAAGGCUUCGAGCCAUUUGCCAUCAACAUGCAGCGCCCUGUCACCACCUGGUUCAGCAAAAGCCUGCCCCAGUUUGAGCCAGUGCCCCUUGAACACCCUCACUAUGAGGUGUCCCGAGUGGACGGCACUGUGGACACGCCCCCCUGCCUGUGCCUGACCCACCGCACCUGGGGCUCCCAGAACAGCCUGGUGGAGAUGAUCUUCCUGCGGCUGAGCCUCCCAGUCCAGUUCCACCAGCACUUCCGCUGCACCGCAGGGGCCACCCCGCUGGCACCACCCGGCCUGCAGCCCCCCGCCGAGGACGAGGCCCGGGCGGCGGAACCCGACCCUGACUACGAAAGCCUGCGCCGCUCAGCUGGGGGCUGGGGCGAGGCCGAGAGCGGGAAAGAGGGGACUUCGAAGGAGGGCGCCCCCGGGGGCACCCCGCAGGCCGGGGGAGAGGCACAGCCGGCCAGGGCAGAGAAUGAGAAGGACGCCACCACCGAGAAGAACAAGAAGAGAGGCUUCUUAUUCAAGGCCAAGAAAGUCGCCAUGAUGACCCAACCACCGGCCACCCCCACACUGCCCCGACUCCCUCGAGAUGUGGUGCCUGCAGACAACCGUGAUGACCCGGAGAUCAUCCUCAACACCACCACGUACUAUUACUCCGUGAGGGUCUUUGCCGGUCAGGAGCCCAGCUGCGUGUGGGUGGGCUGGGUCACCCCUGAUUACCAUCAGCACGACAUGAGCUUCGACCUCAGCAAGGUCCGGACCGUGACGGUGACCAUGGGGGAUGAACAAGGCAACGUCCACAGCAGCCUCAAGUGCAGCAACUGCUACAUGGUGUGGGGCGGGGACUUUGUGAGUCCCGGGCAGCAGGGCCGGGUCAGCCACACGGACCUUGUCAUUGGCUGCCUGGUGGACUUGGCCACUGGCUUAAUGACCUUUACAGCCAAUGGCAAAGAAAGCAACACCUUUUUCCAGGUGGAGCCCAACACAAAGCUAUUUCCUGCAGUCUUCGUCUUGCCCACCCACCAGAAUGUCAUCCAGUUUGAGCUGGGGAAGCAGAAGAACAUCAUGCCAUUGUCAGCUGCCAUGUUCCAGAGCGAGCGCAAGAACCCAGCCCCGCAGUGCCCGCCGAGGCUGGAGAUGCAGAUGCUGAUGCCAGUGUCCUGGAGCCGCAUGCCCAACCACUUCCUGCAGGUGGAGACGCGCCGUGCCGGCGAGCGGCUGGGCUGGGCCGUGCAGUGCCAGGAGCCGCUGACCAUGAUGGCGCUGCACAUCCCCGAGGAGAACCGGUGCAUGGACAUCCUAGAGCUGUCGGAGCGCCUGGACCUGCAGCGCUUCCACUCGCACACCCUGCGCCUCUACCGCGCUGUGUGCGCCCUGGGCAACAAUCGCGUGGCACAUGCUCUGUGCAGCCACGUGGACCAGGCUCAGCUGCUGCACACCCUGGAGGACGCGCGCCUGCCAGGCCCAUUGCGCGCAGGCUACUACGACCUCCUCAUCAGCAUCCACCUCGAAAGCGCCUGCCGCAGCCGCCGCUCCAUGCUCUCGGAAUACAUAGUGCCGCUCACGCCUGAGACCCGCGCCAUCACACUCUUCCCUCCUGGGAGGAGCACAGAAAAUGGUCACCCCCGGCACGGCCUGCCGGGCGUUGGAGUCACCACCUCGCUGAGGCCCCCGCAUCAUUUCUCACCCCCCUGUUUCGUGGCCGCCCUGCCAGCCGCUGGGGCAGCAGAGGCCCCGGCCCGCCUCAGCCCUGCCAUCCCGCUGGAGGCCCUGCGGGACAAGGCGCUGAGGAUGCUGGGGGAGGCGGUGCGCGACGGUGGGCAGCAUGCACGCGACCCUGUCGGGGGCUCUGUGGAGUUCCAGUUUGUGCCUGUGCUCAAGCUCGUGUCCACGCUGCUGGUGAUGGGCAUCUUUGGCGAUGAGGAUGUGAAACAGAUCUUGAAGAUGAUUGAACCUGAAGUCUUCACUGAGGAAGAGGAGGAGGAGGAGGAGGAGGAGGAGGAAGAGGAGGAUGAGGAGGAGAAGGAGGAGGAUGAGGAGGAAGCGGCACAAGAGAAGGAAGAUGAGGAAAAAGAGGAAGAGGAGGCAGCAGAAGGAGAAAAAGAAGAAGGCUUGGAGGAGGGACUGCUCCAGAUGAAGCUGCCGGAGUCUGUGAAGUUACAGAUGUGCCACCUGCUGGAGUAUUUCUGUGACCAAGAGCUGCAGCACCGUGUGGAGUCCCUGGCAGCGUUUGCAGAGCGCUAUGUGGACAAGCUUCAGGACAACCAGCGGGACCGCUACGGCCUCCUCAUGAAAGCCUUCAGCAUGACCGCAGCGGAGACUGCAAGACGCACCCGCGAGUUCCGCUCCCCGCCCCAGGAGCAGAUCAAUAUGCUCCUGCAUUUCAAAGAUGGUACAGAUGAGGAAGACUGUCCUCUCCCUGAAGAGAUUCGACAGGAUUUGCUUGAUUUUCAUCAAGACUUGCUGGCACACUGUGGUAAGGAGCGGGGAUCAGAGAGUGGGGGAUGGGAGUGGUUAGUAACUGGGAAAACUUCUGGAACAGGGCCCCGUCCACAUGGUUCUGGCCCAAGGCCCCGCGUGCUGACCGGCCCUGCACAGCACUCCAAACCUUGCACUAUCUCCUUCCCAGGGUCCCUGCAGGAGCUGGUGUCCCACAUGGUGGUGCGCUGGGCCCAGGAGGACUUUGUGCAGAGCCCCGAGCUGGUGCGGGCCAUGUUCAGCCUCCUGCACCGGCAGUACGACGGGCUGGGUGAGCUGCUGCGUGCCCUGCCGCGGGCGUACACCAUCUCGCCGUCCUCCGUGGAAGACACCAUGAGCCUGCUCGAGUGCCUGGGCCAGAUCCGCUCACUGCUCAUCGUGCAGAUGGGCCCCCAGGAGGAGAACCUCAUGAUCCAGAGCAUCGGGAACAUCAUGAACAACAAAGUCUUCUACCAACACCCGAACCUGAUGAGGGCACUGGGCAUGCAUGAGACGGUCAUGGAGGUCAUGGUCAACGUCCUCGGGGGCGGCGAGUCCAAGGAGAUCCGCUUCCCAAAGAUGGUGACAAGCUGCUGCCGCUUCCUCUGCUAUUUCUGCCGCAUCAGCCGGCAGAACCAGCGCUCCAUGUUUGACCACCUGAGCUACCUGCUGGAGAACAGCGGCAUCGGCCUGGGCAUGCAGGGCUCCACACCCCUGGACGUGGCCGCUGCCUCCGUCAUUGACAACAAUGAGCUGGCCUUGGCAUUGCAGGAGCAGGACCUGGAAAAGGUUGUAUCCUACCUGGCAGGCUGUGGCCUCCAAAGCUGCCCCAUGCUUGUGGCCAAAGGGUACCCAGACAUUGGCUGGAACCCCUGCGGUGGAGAGCGCUACCUGGACUUCCUGCGCUUCGCUGUCUUCGUCAACGGUGAGAGCGUGGAGGAGAACGCCAACGUGGUGGUGCGGCUGCUCAUCCGGAAGCCCGAGUGCUUCGGACCCGCCCUGCGGGGUGAGGGUGGCUCAGGGCUGCUGGCCGCCAUUGAAGAGGCCAUCCGCAUCUCCGAGGACCCCGCGAGGGAUGGCCCAGGCAUCCGCAGGGACCGGCGGCGCGAGCACUUUGGUGAGGAGCCGCCUGAAGAAAACCGGGUGCACCUGGGACACGCCAUCAUGUCCUUCUAUGCUGCUUUGAUCGACCUGCUGGGACGCUGUGCACCAGAGAUGCAUCUGAUCCAAGCUGGCAAGGGUGAAGCCCUGCGGAUCCGCGCCAUUCUCCGCUCCCUCGUGCCCUUGGAGGACCUCGUGGGCAUCAUCAGCCUCCCACUGCAGAUCCCCACCCUGGGCAAAGACGGGGCUCUGGUGCAGCCAAAGAUGUCGGCAUCCUUUGUGCCGGACCACAAGGCGUCCAUGGUGCUCUUCCUGGACCGUGUGUACGGCAUCGAGAACCAGGACUUCUUACUGCACGUGCUGGACGUGGGGUUCCUGCCCGACAUGAGGGCGGCUGCCUCGCUGGACACGGCCACUUUCAGCACCACCGAGAUGGCGCUGGCGCUGAACCGUUACCUGUGCCUGGCCGUGCUGCCGCUCAUCACCAAGUGCGCGCCGCUCUUUGCGGGCACGGAACACCGUGCCAUCAUGGUGGACUCCAUGCUGCACACGGUGUACCGCCUGUCCCGGGGUCGCUCGCUCACCAAGGUGCAGCGCGACAUCAUCGAGGACUGCCUCAUGGCGCUCUGCAGGUACAUCCGCCCGUCCAUGCUGCAGCACCUGCUGCGGCGCCUGGUGUUCGACGUGCCCAUCCUCAACGAGUUCGCCAAGAUGCCACUAAAGCUCCUCACCAACCACUAUGAGCGUUGUUGGAAGUAUUACUGCCUACCCACAGGCUGGGCCAACUUUGGGGUCACCUCGGAGGAAGAGCUGCACCUCACGCGGAAACUCUUCUGGGGCAUCUUUGACUCUCUGGCCCAUAAGAAAUACGACCCGGAGCUGUACCGCAUGGCCAUGCCUUGCCUGUGCGCCAUUGCCGGGGCUCUGCCUCCUGACUACGUGGACGCCUCAUACUCAUCUAAGGCGGAGAAAAAGGCCACAGUGGAUGCUGAAGGCAACUUCGAUCCCCGGCCUGUGGAGACCCUCAAUGUGAUCAUCCCGGAGAAGCUGGACUCCUUCAUUAACAAGUUUGCAGAGUAUACACAUGAGAAGUGGGCCUUCGACAAGAUCCAGAACAACUGGUCCUAUGGAGAGAACAUAGACGAGGAGCUGAAGACCCACCCCAUGCUGAGGCCCUACAAGACCUUUUCAGAGAAGGACAAAGAGAUUUACCGCUGGCCCAUCAAGGAGUCCCUGAAGGCCAUGAUUGCCUGGGAAUGGACAAUAGAGAAGGCCAGGGAGGGUGAGGAGGAGAAGACGGAAAAGAAAAAAACGCGGAAGAUAUCACAAAGUGCCCAGACCUACGAUCCUCGAGAAGGCUACAACCCCCAGCCCCCCGACCUUAGUGGAGUUACCCUGUCUCGGGAGCUGCAGGCCAUGGCAGAACAACUGGCGGAAAAUUACCACAACACGUGGGGACGGAAGAAGAAGCAGGAGCUGGAAGCCAAAGGCGGUGGGACCCACCCCCUGCUGGUCCCCUAUGACACGCUCACGGCCAAGGAGAAGGCCCGAGAUCGAGAGAAGGCCCAGGAGCUGCUGAAAUUCCUGCAGAUGAACGGCUACGCGGUGACAAGAGGCCUUAAGGACAUGGAACUGGACUCGUCUUCCAUUGAAAAACGGUUUGCCUUUGGCUUCCUGCAGCAGCUGUUGCGCUGGAUGGACAUUUCUCAGGAGUUCAUUGCACACCUGGAGGCUGUGGUCAGCAGUGGGCGAGUGGAAAAGUCCCCACAUGAACAGGAGAUUAAAUUCUUUGCCAAGAUCCUGUUGCCUUUGAUCAACCAGUACUUCACCAAUCACUGCCUCUACUUCCUGUCCACUCCGGCCAAAGUGCUGGGCAGUGGUGGCCACGCCUCAAACAAGGAGAAGGAAAUGAUCACCAGCCUCUUCUGCAAACUUGCUGCUCUUGUCCGCCACCGAGUCUCUCUCUUUGGGACAGAUGCCCCAGCUGUGGUCAACUGUCUUCACAUCCUAGCCCGCUCCCUGGAUGCCAGGACGGUGAUGAAGUCAGGUCCUGAGAUUGUGAAGGCUGGUCUCCGCUCCUUCUUCGAGAGUGCCUCGGAGGACAUCGAGAAGAUGGUGGAGAACCUGCGGCUGGGCAAGGUGUCACAGGCGCGCACCCAGGUGAAGGGCGUGGGCCAGAACCUCACCUACACCACCGUGGCGCUGCUGCCCGUCCUCACCACCCUCUUCCAGCACAUCGCCCAGCACCAGUUCGGAGAUGAUGUCAUCCUGGAUGACGUCCAGGUCUCUUGCUACCGAACGCUAUGCAGUAUCUACUCCCUGGGAACCACCAAGAACACUUAUGUGGAAAAGCUUCGGCCCGCCCUGGGGGAGUGCCUGGCCCGUCUAGCAGCAGCCAUGCCGGUGGCAUUCCUGGAGCCGCAGCUGAAUGAGUACAACGCCUGCUCCGUGUACACGACCAAGUCCCCUCGGGAGCGGGCCAUCCUGGGGCUCCCCAACAGCGUGGAGGAGAUGUGUCCUGACAUCCCGGUGCUGGAGCGGCUCAUGGCAGACAUCGGGGGGCUGGCCGAGUCAGGGGCCCGCUACACGGAGAUGCCGCACGUCAUCGAGAUCACACUGCCCAUGCUGUGCAGCUACCUGCCGCGCUGGUGGGAGCGUGGGCCCGAGGCACCCCCUCCCGCCCUGCCCGCCGGUGCCCCCCCACCCUGCACAGCUGUCACCUCUGACCACCUCAACUCCCUGCUGGGGAAUAUCCUGAGAAUCAUCGUCAACAACCUGGGCAUCGACGAGGCCUCCUGGAUGAAGCGGCUGGCUGUGUUCGCACAGCCCAUCGUGAGCCGCGCACGGCCGGAGCUCCUGCAGUCCCACUUCAUCCCCACCAUCGGGCGGCUGCGCAAGAGGGCGGGCAAGGUGGUGGCCGAGGAGGAGCAGCUGCGCCUGGAGGCCAAGGCCGAGGCCGAGGAGGGUGAGCUGCUGGUGCGGGACGAGUUCUCUGUGCUCUGCCGGGACCUGUAUGCGCUGUAUCCGCUGCUCAUCCGCUACGUGGACAACAACAGGGCACAGUGGCUGACAGAGCCCAAUCCCAGCGCGGAGGAGCUGUUCAGGAUGGUGGGCGAGAUCUUCAUCUACUGGUCCAAGUCCCACAACUUCAAGCGCGAGGAGCAGAACUUUGUGGUACAGAACGAGAUCAACAACAUGUCCUUCCUGACUGCUGACAACAAGAGCAAAAUGGCUAAGUCCGGCGGCUCGGACCAGGAACGCACCAAGAAGAAGCGCCGCGGGGACCGGUACUCUGUGCAAACGUCACUGAUCGUGGCCACGCUGAAGAAGAUGCUGCCCAUCGGCCUGAACAUGUGUGCGCCCACCGACCAGGACCUCAUCACACUGGCCAAGACCCGCUAUGCCCUGAAAGACACAGACGAGGAGGUCCGAGAAUUUCUACACAACAACCUUCACCUUCAGGGAAAGGUUGAAGGCUCCCCGUCUCUGCGCUGGCAGAUGGCCCUGUACUGGGGCGUCCCAGGUCGCGAGGAGGAUGCUGACGACCCCGAGAAAAUCGUGCGCAGGGUCCAGGAAGUGUCAGCUGUGCUCUACCACCUGGACCAGACCGAGCACCCUCACAAGUCUAAGAAGGCCGUGUGGCACAAGCUUCUGUCCAAGCAGCGCCGGCGGGCAGUGGUGGCCUGUUUCCGCAUGACGCCCCUGUACAACCUGCCCACGCACCGGGCAUGUAACAUGUUCCUGGAGAGUUACAAGGCUGUGUGGAUCCUGACUGAAGACCACAGUUUUGAGGACCGCAUGAUAGAUGACCUUUCAAAAGCUGGGGAGCAGGAGGAGGAGGAGGAAGAGGUGGAAGAGAAGAAACCAGACCCCCUGCACCAGCUGGUCCUGCACUUCAGCCGCACUGCCCUGACGGAAAAGAGCAAACUGGACGAGGAUUACCUGUAUAUGGCCUAUGCUGAUAUCAUGGCAAAGAGCUGCCACCUGGAGGAGGGAGGGGAGAACGUCGAAGGUGAAGAGGAGGUUGAGGUCUCCUUUGAGGAGAAGGAGAUGGAGAAACAGAGGCUCCUGUACCAGCAAGCGCGGCUGCACACCCGGGGGGCAGCCGAGAUGGUGCUGCAGAUGAUCAGUGCCUGCAAAGGAGAGACAGGUGCCAUGGUGUCCUCUACCCUGAAGCUGGGCAUCUCCAUCCUCAAUGGAGGCAAUGCUGAAGUGCAGCAGAAAAUGCUGGAUUAUCUGAAGGACAAGAAGGAAGUUGGCUUCUUCCAGAGUAUCCAGGCACUGAUGCAAACGUGCAGCGUCCUGGAUCUCAAUGCCUUUGAGAGACAGAACAAGGCUGAGGGGCUGGGCAUGGUCAACGAGGAUGGCACUGUCAUCAAUCGCCAGAACGGAGAGAAGGUCAUGGCGGAUGAUGAAUUCACACAAGACCUGUUCCGAUUCCUACAAUUGCUCUGUGAGGGGCACAAUAAUGAUUUCCAGAACUACCUACGGACACAGACAGGGAACACAACCACUAUUAACAUCAUCAUCUGCACGGUGGACUACCUCCUGCGGCUGCAGGAAUCCAUCAGCGACUUCUACUGGUACUACUCAGGCAAGGACGUCAUUGAAGAGCAGGGCAAGAGGAAUUUCUCCAAAGCCAUGUCGGUGGCUAAGCAGGUGUUCAACAGCCUCACCGAGUACAUCCAGGGCCCCUGCACCGGGAACCAGCAGAGCCUGGCGCACAGCCGUCUAUGGGACGCGGUGGUGGGAUUCCUGCACGUGUUCGCCCACAUGAUGAUGAAGCUCGCUCAGGACUCAAGCCAGAUCGAGCUGCUGAAGGAGCUCCUGGAUCUGCAGAAGGACAUGGUGGUGAUGCUGCUGUCGCUACUGGAAGGGAACGUGGUGAACGGCAUGAUCGCCCGGCAGAUGGUGGACAUGCUGGUGGAAUCCUCGUCUAACGUGGAGAUGAUCCUCAAGUUCUUUGACAUGUUCCUGAAACUCAAGGACAUUGUGGGUUCUGAAGCCUUCCAGGACUACGUCACAGAUCCCCGUGGCCUCAUCUCCAAGAAGGACUUCCAGAAGGCCAUGGACAGCCAGAAGCAGUUCAGCGGUCCAGAAAUCCAGUUCCUGCUUUCGUGCUCCGAAGCGGACGAGAACGAGAUGAUCAACUGCGAGGAGUUCGCCAACCGCUUCCAGGAGCCAGCCCGCGACAUCGGCUUCAACGUGGCGGUGCUGCUGACCAACCUGUCGGAGCACGUGCCGCAUGACCCACGCCUGCACAACUUCCUGGAGCUGGCCGAGAGCAUCCUCGAGUACUUCCGCCCCUACCUGGGCCGCAUCGAGAUCAUGGGCGCCUCGCGCCGCAUCGAGCGCAUCUACUUCGAGAUCUCGGAGACCAACCGCGCCCAGUGGGAGAUGCCUCAGGUGAAGGAGUCCAAGCGCCAGUUCAUCUUCGACGUGGUGAACGAGGGCGGCGAGGCCGAGAAGAUGGAGCUCUUCGUGAGCUUCUGCGAGGACACCAUCUUCGAGAUGCAGAUCGCCGCGCAGAUCUCGGAGCCCGAGGGCGAGCCGGAGACCGAUGAGGACGAGGCUGCGGCGGAGGCGGGCGCGGAGGGCGCGGAGGAGGGCGCGGCGGGGCCCGAGGGCGCGGCGGCCACGGCUGCGGCGGGGGCCACGGCGCGGGUGGCGGCGGCCGCGGGCCGGGCCCUGCGUGGCCUCAGCUACCGCAGCCUGCGGCGGCGCGUGCGGCGGCUGCGGCGGCUCACGGCCCGCGAGGCGGCCACCGCGGUGGCGACGCUACUCUGGGCGGCCGUGACGCGCGCGGGGUCCGCGGGCGCGGGGGCGGCGGCGGGCGCACUGGGCCUGCUGUGGCGCUCGCUGUUCGGCGGCGGCCUGGUGGAGGGCGCCAAGAAGGUGACGGUGACCGAGCUCCUGGCGGGCAUGCCCGACCCCACCAGCGACGAGGUGCACGGCGAGCAGCCGGCCGGGCCGGGUGGAGACGCAGACGGCGAGGGUGCGGGCGAGGGCGCUGGAGACGCCGCGGAGGGCGCCGGGGACGAGGAGGAGGCAGCGCACGAGGCCGGGCCGGGCGGCGCCGACAGGGCGGUGGCCGUGACCGACGGGGGCCCCUUCCGGCCCGAAGGGGCUGGCGGUCUCGGAGACAUGGGAGACACGACGCCUGCGGAGCCGCCCACGCCCGAGGGCUCUCCCAUCCUCAAGAGGAAGCUGGGGGUGGAUGGAGUGGAGGAGGAACUCCCGCCAGAGCCAGAGCCCGAACCGGAAGCGGAGCCGGAGCCGGAGAAAGCCGAUGCUGAGAAUGGGGAGAAGGAAGAAGUUCCUGAGCCCCCACCAGAGCCCUCCAAGAAGCAAGCACCUCCCUCACCCCCUCCAAAGAAGGAGGAAGCUGGGGGCGAAUUCUGGGGAGAACUGGAGGUGCAGAGGGUGAAGUUCUUGAACUACCUGUCCCGGAACUUUUACACCCUGCGGUUCCUUGCCCUCUUCCUGGCAUUUGCCAUCAACUUCAUCUUGCUGUUUUAUAAGGUCUCGGACUCUCCACCAGGGGAGGAUGACAUGGAGGGCUCAGCCACUGGGGACGUGUCAGGUGCAGGCUCUGGCGGCGGCUCUGGCUGGGGCUUGGGGGCCGGAGAGGAGGCGGAGGGCGAUGAGGAUGAGAGCAUGGUGUAUUACUUCCUGGAGGAGAGCACGGGCUACAUGGAGCCCGCCCUGCGGUGCCUGAGUCUCCUGCACACGCUGGUGGCCUUUCUCUGCAUCAUUGGCUAUAACUGUCUCAAGGUACCCCUGGUGAUCUUUAAGCGGGAGAAGGAGCUGGCCCGAAAGCUUGAGUUUGAUGGCCUCUACAUCACAGAGCAGCCGGAGGACGACGAUGUGAAGGGGCAGUGGGACCGCCUGGUGCUCAACACACCGUCUUUCCCCAGCAACUACUGGGACAAGUUUGUCAAGCGCAAGGUCCUGGACAAACAUGGGGACAUCUACGGGAGGGAGCGGAUUGCCGAGCUACUGGGCAUGGACCUGGCCACACUGGAGAUCACGGCCCACAAUGAGCGCAAGCCGAACCCCCCACCGGGGCUGCUGACCUGGAUCAUGUCCAUCGAUGUCAAGUACCAGAUCUGGAAGUUCGGGGUCAUCUUCACAGACAAAUCCUUCCUGUACCUGGGCUGGUAUAUGGUGAUGUCCCUCUUGGGACACUACAACAACUUCUUCUUUGCUGCUCAUCUCCUGGACAUCGCCAUGGGGGUCAAGACCCUACGCACCAUCCUCUCCUCUGUCACCCACAAUGGGAAACAGCUGGUGAUGACGGUGGGCCUCCUGGCGGUGGUCGUCUACCUGUACACCGUGGUGGCCUUCAACUUCUUCCGCAAGUUCUACAACAAGAGCGAGGAUGAGGAUGAGCCGGACAUGAAGUGUGAUGACAUGAUGACAUGUUACCUGUUUCACAUGUACGUGGGUGUCCGGGCUGGUGGAGGCAUUGGGGAUGAGAUCGAGGACCCCGCGGGUGACGAAUACGAGCUCUACCGGGUGGUCUUCGACAUCACCUUCUUCUUCUUCGUCAUCAUCAUCCUGUUGGCCAUCAUCCAGGGUCUGAUCAUCGACGCUUUUGGUGAGCUCCGAGACCAACAAGAGCAAGUGAAGGAGGAUAUGGAGACCAAGUGCUUCAUCUGCGGAAUCGGCAGCGACUACUUUGAUACGACACCGCAUGGCUUCGAGACUCACACGCUGGAGGAGCACAACCUGGCCAAUUACAUGUUUUUCCUGAUGUAUUUGAUAAACAAGGACGAGACAGAACACACAGGUCAGGAGUCUUAUGUCUGGAAGAUGUACCAAGAGAGAUGUUGGGAUUUCUUCCCGGCUGGUGAUUGUUUCCGAAAGCAGUACGAGGACCAGCUUAGCUGAGACAGCCUCCCAGCUGGCCCUCCACCCCCACCCCAAGUGCCUUACUCUCACAGAAAGCCCCUUAGUCCCCAAGCCUCUACCCCAAGGCAGCUGGGGGAGAGGUGACCUGGUAAUAGAAAAUAAAUCUGUGCUAUGCCCCCAGUA
This is a messenger RNA of Cebus imitator (Panamanian white-faced capuchin), 15386 nucleotides long. RefSeq names its product ryanodine receptor 1 (gene RYR1). The record is from RefSeq and is a predicted model, not a curated record. Gene Ontology annotation, biological process: intracellular calcium ion homeostasis; calcium ion transmembrane transport. The transcript is spliced from 104 exons. Gene Ontology annotation, molecular function: ryanodine-sensitive calcium-release channel activity; protein binding. Bases 144 to 15242 code for a protein of 5032 amino acids. Lineage: Eukaryota; Metazoa; Chordata; Mammalia; Primates; Cebidae. Gene Ontology annotation, cellular component: Z disc; smooth endoplasmic reticulum; sarcoplasmic reticulum membrane.